Anguilla anguilla (European eel) is the source of this 1498-nucleotide messenger RNA. It is a transcript of the gene nr0b2a, whose product is annotated as nuclear receptor subfamily 0, group B, member 2a. Gene Ontology annotation, biological process: negative regulation of transcription by RNA polymerase II; circadian rhythm. NCBI's taxonomy places the organism in Eukaryota, Metazoa, Chordata, Actinopteri, Anguilliformes, Anguillidae. The record is from RefSeq and is a predicted model, not a curated record. Gene Ontology annotation, cellular component: nucleus; cytoplasm. Bases 189 to 998 code for a protein of 269 amino acids. The transcript is spliced from 2 exons. Gene Ontology annotation, molecular function: transcription factor binding; transcription corepressor activity.
CUGGAGCCGCACACACCUGGAGCUGCACACACCUGGAGCUGCUUUUCAGCUUUACACACAGCGCUGCAGAACACACCUGGAGCUGCACACACCUGGAGCUGCACACAACUGGAGCCGAUUUUCAGCGUUACGGACAGUGCUUCUGCAGCUGAGGCUGAUUUUCAGCAUUACAGUGCUUCUGCUGGACCAUGUCUUAUACAGAGAUGACUACUGGCUGCCAGUGUUCUGACUACAGGUCCCAGAAGCCCAACGCCAUCCUGUUCAACAUCCUGAGCCAGACGCAGCGCCCCAGCCUGAACUACAGCUCCGCCCCCCCACACAGCUGCCACUGCCAGAUGCUGCGCACCGUGCGCCUGACCACGCCCGGCGACACCUGCCCGGUGGCCUCAGGUGUGCUGGUGAAGACCGUGCGCUUCAUGCAGAGUCUGCUGUCCUUCCGGCAGCUUCCGGCGCGAGACCAGCUGGCCCUGCUGCGCGGCUGCUGGGCGCCCGUCUUCCUCCUGGGCCUGGCACAGGAGGGCGUGGACUUCCAGGUGACGGACGCGCCGGCCGCCAGCAUGCUGAAGAGAAUCCUUCUGGAAGGGCAGGAGCCGCGAGGCCCGGAGGGGGCGGAGUCAGAGCGGGCGGAGUCGGACCAGGCGCGGCCCACGCUGGCUGCCAUGCAGAAGCUCAAGUCCUGCCUGCACAAGUUCUGGAGCCUGGAUCUCACGCCCAAGGAGUAUGCCUACCUCAAAGGAGCUGUGCUCUUUGACCCCGAUGUGCCGCAGCUGAAGUCGGCAGCGUUCAUCGAAGGUCUGCAGAGGGAGGCUGAGCGCGCGCUGCGGGAGGUUCUAACACCUCUUCACCCGCAGGACAAAGGCCGCUUCUCUCGCAUCCUCCUCACCGCGUCGACACUCAAGUCCAUAAACCCGAACUUCGUCAUCGAACUCUUCUUCAGGCCGGUCAUUGGGCCGGCGGACCUGUUUGAGCUUUUGGUCGAGAUGCUUUUCAGCUGUUAAGACAUUAGCGUGACAUUCGCGUGACUGUUUUCAAGACUUGCGCACACCAGGCGCGUAAAUGGCCCACACGCUGGAGCGCAAAGGGGGAGACGCAGCCGAACCUGCACAGUCCCGGGUGUUGGGGAAUUGGGCGGUCGCAGCCGAACUGGGAAAGGGGCGGCAGAGAAGGUGUUUGGGGGAAAAACAAAGAAGCACGUUUCGCUAAAAUGUGUUUCCGCUUUGUGUACAAGUUCUACCCGAGUAGAAUGCAUUCUCACUGACGUUCCUAUUGAAUUGUUUAAUAUAGCCUACUUCGUUUACAUUCAUUUGUUGCACAUCAUAGGCUAAUUUAUGCAGAUACAUAGGGAACAAUUCUUAAUGUUAGGAGAAAAAAUGAGAUUUGUUUUGGUCUGUGUACACCGAUGUAGCCUGUCAUUUUCGUAUAUGUGUUGGUCACAACUUGGAUUGAAGCACUGUUUUCUGUAUAGAACCCAAGUCUGCAGUGCUUGUGUGUGUGUGUG